Molecule: messenger RNA, 1130 nt
Organism: Dromiciops gliroides (monito del monte)
Lineage: Eukaryota; Metazoa; Chordata; Mammalia; Microbiotheria; Microbiotheriidae
Gene: SMAGP
Product: small cell adhesion glycoprotein
Exons: 4
Coding region: 161-454 (97 amino acids)
Source: RefSeq, a predicted model, not a curated record
GUGCCUCCUGUUCAACCGCGCGACUCCCCCUCUCCAAGGUCUCUGGAAUCGAGCCAGGGGAUACCCCAGAGCGCACAGGUCCUCUCACCAUCUGGCUCUACCUGGACUUUCCUCCACUUCUCCAGGUGUGAAGACACUGGCAUUUACACCGUUUGCCACCAUGACAGGUCUCCCAACCCCACCUCCCCCAAAAGAAGAUGAGCUGAUGUCCACUCCACUCCUACAGGCCACUGAAACACUGACUCCUACAGCUGUUGCCAACACUGCAGUCAUUGCAGUUGUUAUCACAGUGGUCUUCAUCACCCUGCUCUCAGUCCUGAUCAUCAUCAUCGUUUACCUGUACAAGAACAAAGGCAGCUAUAUCACCUAUGAGCCCCCGGAAGGAGAAGCCAGUGCGACUCUGCAAAUGGAGAAUGCCUCAGUCCAGGGGAAGAAGGAGGAAUAUUUCAUCUGAUGGCUCCCAGGCUCCCAAAGAAUUCCUCUGGCCUCCAAAUGCAAGACUGAGUGUUUAAUUUAUUAGGUGGAAGAUGCAUCUGAAGCCAGAGACAGGUGGUGAUAAUGGGCAAGUCUGUGUUCUCUCUAGAUCAGGAUCCAGGGACACCCCCGACCCAGAGACCCAGGGGACAAAGGGAAGUAGAAAAAGCAGAUUCUGAUGCCUUUAGCUAGACCUUUGUCAUGGAUCCUAGUGGCAUAGGCCAAAUGGCCUUUAUAACUAGAUAGGGCAUGUGAACGCUUACCCAGUUACCUCCUGUACUCUUAUUUGGUGGGGGAAUGGUGAUGGGGGUCACCCAAUCCUACUCCAUACUCCUAGCCUCCUGGCUGCAUCAUGUAACUCAUGAAGAAUCCUAACCACUGGCCCCAGAAAGUUAUUUGGUAUCUUGCUAACUAGCACAGCCAGCUUGGGGAGGGGGAUGGUUGUGGUGAUGGUGGUAAUAAUUCAACCAUUAACUGACCUCACCUGCUAGUAUCUGGGCCAUACCCUUUUCUCAAGCCCCUUGCUCCCCAGUCCAGUCUCUUAUUCUCAAUCCAGUCUUGUAUUUGUGUUAUUUUUUUAUCUGAAUUAAAACUUUUCAUUUUCAUUUUUAUUUUCAUUUACAGGAGGUAGAGAAUAAUAGUCGGGGGCAGCUAGG